Messenger RNA from Chelmon rostratus (copperband butterflyfish), 4604 nucleotides. RefSeq names its product 5-oxoprolinase, ATP-hydrolysing (gene oplah). The record is from RefSeq and is a predicted model, not a curated record. Gene Ontology annotation, molecular function: 5-oxoprolinase (ATP-hydrolyzing) activity. Gene Ontology annotation, biological process: glutathione metabolic process. Bases 102 to 4022 code for a protein of 1306 amino acids. Gene Ontology annotation, cellular component: cytosol. The transcript is spliced from 28 exons. Lineage: Eukaryota; Metazoa; Chordata; Actinopteri; Chaetodontiformes; Chaetodontidae.
CGCCAUAUGCGUGCUCCUCCAGCGCGCAAGCCGUGAAUGGUUUGUAGCCACGACACCACCCGCCGAAUCACAGACUCAGGAUCAGCUCGCCUCUCUUAACUAUGGCCGAGACUAAUGGGAAAUUCGACUUUGCCAUCGACCGGGGUGGCACCUUCACCGAUGUGUUUGCCCGGCUGCCUGAUGGUCGAGAGAGAGUCCUGAAGCUGCUGUCCCGGGACCCUCAGAACUACAAAGAUGCUCCCACUGAGGGGAUCCGCAGAGUCCUGGAAGAGGAAACAGGGCGGGCUUUCCCUCGUGACCAGCCUGUCGACACCACUCUGAUUGGCUGGAUCAGGAUGGGCACAACAGUGGCAACCAACGCACUGCUGGAGAGAGAGGGAGAAAGGACUGCGCUCCUGGUCACACUGGGCUUCAAGGACUUGUUGCACAUUGGCACACAGGCCAGGCCAAAGCUGUUUGAUUUGGAGGUGGCGGUUCCUGAAGUGCUGUAUGAAGAGGUGAUAGAGGUGGAUGAGCGAGUCGUCCUCAGGCAAGAUGGCUGCCAGCUGCCCAGAAAAGAUCCCAAACGUGUCGUCACAGGCAGCACAGGGGACAGUCUGGAGGUGUGGAGGGAGCUGGAUCUGGAGCAAGUGGAAAAGGAUCUCAGAGGGGUUCUGUCUCGCGGGAUCACCAGUCUGGCUGUCCUCCUGCUGCACUCAUACACGUGGUCAGAUCAUGAGAAAGCAGUGGGUGCCCUGGCGCGUCGUCUGGGCUUCACCCAGGUGUCUUUGUCCAGCGAGGUCAUGCCCAUGGUGCGGGCGGUGCCUCGGGGCUACACUGUCUGCGCCGACGCCUACCUCACUCCCAAAAUUCAUCAGUAUUUAAAAGGCUUUACCUCUGGGUUCAAGGGUGGCCUGAAGGAUGUGGACGUUCUGUUCAUGCAGUCAGAUGGUGGUCUGACUCCCAUGGAGCAGUUCUGUGGUUCACGGGCCAUUCUAUCUGGUCCAGCAGGGGGUGUGGUGGGAUACGCCAUCACCUCUUACAGCCAGAUGGAGAAAAAACCUGUGAUUGGCUUUGACAUGGGCGGAACAUCCACUGACGUAAGUCGGUACGCCGGCCAGUAUGAACACGUGUUUGAGGCUACCACAGCCGGCGUCACCCUGCAGGCACCUCAGCUGGACAUCAACACUGUGGCUGCAGGUGGAGGAUCACGACUCUUCUUCAGAUCAGGGAUGUUUGUGGUUGGACCAGAGUCUGCAGGUGCACAUCCAGGACCAGCCUGUUACAGAAAAGGUGGGCCCCUGACUGUCACCGAUGCUAACUUAGCGCUGGGGCGCCUCCUCCCCUCCUUCUUCCCCAAGAUCUUUGGGCCCGGGGAGAACGAACCACUGUCACUGGAAGACACCAUGAAGCAUUUCCAUCAUCUGACUGAAGAGAUCAACCUCUUCUUGUCUUCUAACCAAUCACAGGUUAGCGCAAAUGGGGCCAACCACUCUCACAACACGUCAGAGAUGAGUGUGGAGGAGGUUGCUAUAGGAUUCAUUCGCGUUGCCAACGAGGCCAUGUGCCGGCCAAUCAGAGCUCUGACACAGGCUAAGGGCCAUGAUACAUCUCAGCAUGUGUUGGCAUGUUUCGGGGGUGCAGGUGGCCAACAUGCCUGCGCUAUUGCCCGAGCCCUGGGGAUGAAAACUGUCUUCAUACACAAAUACAGUGGCGUGCUCUCAGCCUAUGGCCUGGCUCUAGCUGACGUGGUGGAGGAGGUGCAGGAGCCAUGCUCGCUGCAGUACGACCAGCAGUCUUUCAGCAAGCUCGAUCAAAGGGUGGAGCAGCUCUCGAAGCGCUGCCACGAUACACUCUGCGCACGCGGAUUUAGCGGCGGUCAGAUAACCACCGAGGUUUUCCUACACAUGCGUUACAAGGGCACCGACUGUGCUCUCAUGGUUACCGCCACCGGUCACCCCCGCAGUGCCCACUCCUGUCUAGCUGGAGACUUCCACAGUGCCUUCACCAAGCGUUACCUGAAGGAGUUUGGAUUCACAAUCCCAGACAGACCCAUCAUGGUUGAUGAUAUUCGAGUGAGGGGUUGUGGGAAAUCUGGUAUCAAAUCGGUGUAUAAAACGAAGAAGGGACAGGGACAGGCUAAACCAGUCACGACGACCAAGUGUUACUUUGAGGAAGGUUACCUGGACACCAGUGUGUAUCUAUGGGAGGAGCUGCCGUGUGGUCACAGCAUCCAGGGACCAGCCAUCAUCAUUGAUAAAAACAGUACCAUCCUGGUGGAGCCAUGCUGUGAGGCCCGUCUGACAGAAGGGGGCGAUGUUUGCAUGACUGUAGGCUCUGACCCUCACUGCGCCCUGGGCACUGAGCUCAACACUGUGCAGCUCUCCAUCUUCUCCCACCGCUUCAUGAGCAUAGCAGAACAGAUGGGUAGAGUUCUCCAAAGAACCUCCAUCUCCACCAACAUCAAGGAACGUCUCGACUUCUCCUGUGCUGUGUUCGGACCAGACGGGGGUUUAGUGUCCAAUGCACCCCACAUCCCUGUCCACCUGGGGGCCAUGCAAGAGACCGUCCAGUUCCAGAUCAAAUCAUUGGGGAACAAGCUGAAUGAAGGCGAUGUGAUUCUGAGUAACCACCCAUGUGCGGGGGGUAGCCACCUUCCAGACCUCACAGUCAUCACACCGGUGUAUAUGAAGGGGGUGAGCAAGCCAGUGUUCUUUGUAGCCAGCAGGGGGCACCAUGCUGACAUUGGAGGCAUCACUCCAGGCUCUAUGCCCCCCCACUCCAAGUCCCUUCAGCAGGAGGGGGCCGUCUUCACUUCCUUUAAACUCGUCACUGGUGGCGUCUUCCAGGAAGAGGCUGUAACUGAAGCUCUGAUGGCUCCGGCCCAGUACCCAGACUGCUCUGGGACUCGUAAUCUCCAUGACAACCUGUCAGACCUGCGAGCUCAGGUGGCAGCCAAUCAGAGAGGCAGCCAGCUGGUGGGGGAGUUGAUUGACAGUUACGGGUUAGCUGUGGUCCAGGCCUACAUGGGAUACAUUCAGAGUAAUGCAGAGCUGGCGGUGAGGGACAUGCUGAGAGACUUUGCGCGUCGCCGACGGCAACAGACCGGCUCCUUGGAGGUGGAGGCGGAGGAUUUCAUGGAUGAUGGGACGCCUAUCAGUCUGCGGGUUCAGAUUAAUGAAGAGGAGGGCAGUGCGGUGUUUGACUUCACAGGGACAGGAACAGAGGUUUGGGGAAACUGCAACGCUCCACGCGCCAUCACCCUCUCUGCCCUCAUCUACUGCCUGCGCUGCAUGGUCGGACAGGACAUUCCUCUUAAUCAGGGCUGUCUUGCACCAAUCAAAGUCAUCAUCCCCCCUGGCUCAAUCCUUCAGCCUUCCCAGAAUGCCGCUGUGGUUGGAGGAAAUGUCCUCACAUCCCAGAGGGUGGUUGAUGUCAUCUUUAGGGCGUUUGAGGUGUGCGCCGCUUCACAGGGCUGCAUGAACAACAUUUCAUUUGGCAGUGAGAAGAUCGGUUACUAUGAGACAGUUGCUGGGGGAGCAGGGGCGGGGCCAGGCUGGAAUGGGCGGAGUGGAGUUCACAGUCACAUGACCAACACUCGCAUCACUGACCCCGAGAUUCUGGAGAAGAGAUAUCCAGUCGUUUUAGAGCAGUUCACUCUGCGGCCCGACUCUGGAGGUGCAGGGAAAUACUGCGGUGGAGACGGCGUGACACGGAAGCUCCUCUUCAGGAGCGAGGUGGUGCUGUCUGUACUGACCGAGAGGCGAACCACCCGCCCCUAUGGCAUCCAGGGAGGUGAGGACGGUGCAGCAGGGCUGAAUCUGCUUCGCAGAGCAGACGGCCGAGUCCUCAACCUGGGAGCCAAAACCAGCGUCAACAUUCAGCCUGGGGACAUGUUUUGCCUCUCCACCCCUGGAGGAGGGGGAUACGGGCGACAGGAGGAUGCAAACAGGAGGCCCCAGAGCAAGCGCAGGCGCUUGAAUGAGACUUUCCCUGAGAGAGGCAGCGUCUUUGAGUACCGAAUGGCACAGGAGGGAGUGUGAGAAGAAUUAAGAAAGAGAGGGAGAGUUAACAGAGAAGUCAGAAGAGGAGACGAAGAAGGAAAGAGGUGGGGAAAUUACAGGAAGUCAAACAGAGAGCAAUGGAAAGGACAGAGUUUCAAUAUUAUACUGUGAGAAAUAAAGAAGCCAUGUUUAAAGGUAGAAGGGAAAACAUGAAGCCUAGAUGUGGGCUAGCAACAGAAAUGACACAUAAUAUCAUGGUUUAUGAAACACAUUGUAACAGUAAGGCUGUGCUUACAAUAGCAGGCCAAGUGACUGAGUACUAAUAGAUAGAGAACUUCACAUUUCACAUGUCAGUUGGAAUAUUUUUCUGAUUACAAGCCAAGGAAAAUCUUAUGCAACCUGUACAUCCUCAUUUUGAUGGUACCACUUUGGCCUGCUGAAAUGUUUGUCAGUUUUUAAAUGAAUUCCAGUCUCGUUAUGCAAGAAAAAGCCAACCAUGUGAAGCAGCUGCUAAUCUGUUUUUUAACCGGAUCAACCACUUAUCUAACACCAUAGUCAUGACGUGAUUACUGUUCUGUUAUUCUAACAAGACAGACAAAUAAACCCCAUCUCUACUAAUGA